Molecule: messenger RNA, 3081 nt
Organism: Porites evermanni
Lineage: Eukaryota; Metazoa; Cnidaria; Anthozoa; Scleractinia; Poritidae
Source: the annotation of a GenBank genome assembly
GUGUGCCGUCAGUGUCGGGAAAAGCACGCUUGGCAUCUGAAACAACUUCAGUCUUCACCGCAGCCAACUUCAGAGAAUAUUGCAGCUAAGAGCAACCCACCCCGUAAAAGGUUCCCUAUUCCACCUGCGAUGUUUAGCAGCCCUUCUGGUAUGAACAAUUCCUUAAUUAGUGAUGAAGAUUACAAACAACCACUUACACCAGCGAGUGCAAAAACUGCCUACAACCAGUAUGUGUACAAAUGACAUGAAGUGAGCCAUUUAGACAUCUAGAUUCUGUUCUGAUGAAAGAGUGGAAAGACUUGCAUCCUCGUACUAAACAUUAUUAUGCGUCGUUCGCUAAACAAGAAGUUAGACCAGUGUUGGAAUCAAUUGCCCCUGGCCAAGGUGACGAGCUUUGGAAUUACUUGAAAAACAGUUCAAUAACGGGUCUUGGCAACAGCGAUAACGACUGUGAUGAAGAUGAAGAAAUUUCCCCUAACACCUUCUCGGACAACACUUUACGAAAUCUUAUUGAUGCCUAUAACAAUGCACAGUCUUCAAAAUCGAGAAAAGAAAUUUUGUCAAUAUUUGCUCAAAAUUUUAAGAGAAAGCAGUUGAAAGACCUAAUUCCUGGUCUGACAGAUUUUCGUAUAAAGGAGGCUAGGAAGCAUUGUAAAGAACAUGGACCAGGCACUGCAGUGCCUACAGCUCCAGUUCACAGGUUCUUUCUCAGUGAAGACAAAGCUGACCACUUUUUAAGGUUCAUAACAAGCGACAUGAUUUCACAAGACACAGCAUACGGUACUUCCAAAAUGAAACUCGAAAGUGGAGUGGAAUUAGUGAUUCCAAAGCCAAUACGAAAAUUGAUCCCAUCUCGAAUCAUCGCACAGUACUUAACGAUUUGUGACGAAAGUGGUUUUAAACCGGCCAGUACAAGAACUUUGUUCAGAAUUCUUGAAGUCUGCCCAGCUUCGACAAGAAAAUCUCUUCAAGGUCUGGACAACUACACGGCAGACGGAUCAGAGGCAUUCGAAAAUUUAGAAGAAAUUAUCAGCAAGCUCUAUGACGGAGGGAUGCCCGAUAGUAAGGCUGACAGGCUGCGUUCAAUGGCCUUGUCCUGCAAACGUUACCUAAAGCAGGACUACAGCACACAUGUCGUGAACGAUUCAACGAGUGACAUUUCCUCUGCGUCUCCUGACCAUUGUCGAUUCUUUGCACUAAGUGACUCCAAGGAAGAACAAGUUAUGCAGAGCUGUUUACAUAGCCACUUAAUCGAGUGUGAUAGAUGCCAGGAACUACGUGAUCUAUUUCUCUCUUUAGAGGAGGAAAUAGGAAAGAUUUCUGAGCGGUGCCCCAUGGCUAGUGACGGCAUAUGUGAUCUUCGUUUCCUGAUGGAUGACAGUAAAGACAAGAUAGAACAAUGGAAAGCUCACAUUUUGAAAAGUGUGAAUCAAGAAGAGGGAAAGAAGGAAGUCCUCGAUAAGUUAGAACCUACUGAAGCCCUUUUGGUGGACGAUUGGGCGAUGAAAUUUUUGCCACUGCACUUCAGGGAAAAAUCAGCCGAGUUUUGUGGAAAGCGUGGUAUAAACUGGCACGUCACAGCAGUGAUAAGAAAAACGCCAGAAUCCUCUUUAUCAGUAGAAGUUUUUGUCCAUGUCUUCGACAGCUGCGAUCAGGACCAGAUCGCAGUGGCUUCAAUUACCCAGAACACACUGUCCACACUUAGAAAACUGUACCCAGAGCUAACAGGAGUUUAUUUUAGAUCAGACAAUGCCGGAUGUUAUCACGGAGGAUAUCUUUUGACUAGCCUCCCCAGUAUUGGUCAUGAAACUGGGAUCAGAGUCAUUGGCUAUGACUUCAGCGAAGUUCAACAUGGCAAAGACAUAUGUGAUCGAAAGACAGCAACAAUGAAGCAACAUGCAAGGCGCUUUGUGGCAGAGACGAAGACCGACAUUCUGACAGCGUGUGAUCUAAAAAAGGCCCUGGAAAGUAAUGGUGGAGUAAAGGGAUGCCGAGUAAGCGUUGUAGAAAUGCCACAGAGAUCCAAUUGACACAAACGUGAAAAUAAAAGGAAUUAGUCAGAUUCACAACAUUCGUUACGAAGAAGGUGGCAUACGCUUUUGGAAAGCAUUUGAUAUUGGAAAAGGAAAACGCGUGGUACAAGACAAUAUGCCGUCAGCUGAAAUUCCAAAGGUUAAGGUAGUACGGGCCUUUCCGGAAGCAUGCCUUUCCAGCGGAACAAUUGCAAGGAGUUCCAAACACAAUGAAGAGGAAAAGGCCACACCUACAGAUACUGAAAACGUUGAAAGUGAUGCAUUAUUUGAGUGCCCUACUGACGGGUGCACUUGCUCUUUUGAUUCUGAAACAGAGCUCCAAAGGCACCUGGAUGUCGGAAAUCACGUCCGUCGCUUACACAGAGAGUCUCAGUUUGACUACAUAAGGCGUCGCUAUGCUGAUUUGGUAAAUGACGAACUAUCAAAGCCACUUUUCGGGGCUAAUUAUCCAAGUGAGUCUGAGCAGAGUGGAAAGAGGGUUAGCAAUAUCACCAUGAGAUGGGCAUUAAAAAAGCACAAGUCUACACGUUUUUCUACAGCUGUUAAUGACAAAUUCCUUAUUGGCGAGGAAACGGGAAAUAAGGCAUCGCCAACUCAAGUUGCUCGGGAAAUGCACAGAGUACGAGAUGAUAAGGGUAAUCGUCUAUUUGUUGGAGGCACUGUCUCAGUUAUCAACAGAUUGCAGCAUACUUUUCUCGUCUUGCAGCAACAAAAAAAGAAACACGGUUCUUUAAACGCAGCUGCCAGUUCGGAGGAGGUAGAAGAAUGUUUGGCUGAAGAACAAAUGCAGGAACACGAAGAGGACAUUUCACUUAGAAAGAAGGUGGUAUUCAGCAAUCUGCAGUUGGAGCAUCCAAUCACCUACAAGUCCUACAACCUGUGCAAGUUAGCUGCAGACGGGAAAUUAACAAAGAAAUUUAGCAUUGCUGAUCUAAAAGACAUCUGUGACUCACUUGACAUUGAAACUGAGGACUUUAAGCGCCGUAAAGCUCCGUAUAAAGAUGUUUUAACAAAUGUGUUAAGCAGUUGUACUUGCAAUAAGAAGUAG